GAAUUAGAUAUAUUUACUUUAUGUUAAAAGACGCGUAGGGACUGUGGGACAUGCAUACCUUUACUGGUGAUCAGAAAUUGAGUUAAAUAGCCGAAGAUGCAUCCAGUUAAUUGGAGUAAUGAAAUACACUUGGCGCACCUUUCACCUGAUGAGGAAGGGGAUUCCAAUCAUUCAGAAAGCGGGGAUAGCCCAAGGGAGAUUUCUCUGAAUACCAAACGGGGGAGACCAAGAUCUGAUGCUAUCUCAACUCUUAUUUCGGAAGGAUCUUCGUCCGUCAGCGAUAUUAGAUGUAAAAUUUGCAGUCGAGUAUUUCCAAGAGAAAAAUCACUCCAGGCGCAUCUUAGAACACACACAGGUGAAAGACCAUAUAAAUGCAAUUUUUCUGGAUGUGGAAAAGCGUUUUGUCAGAGUGGUCAACUGAAAACACAUCAACGUCUUCACACAGGAGAAAAACCAUUUAAAUGUACAAUAGAAGGAUGCACAAGUCGUUUUACUCAUGCUAACCGUCACUGUCCUGACCACCCAUAUGCUUCACUACAACGACAAAAGUCCUCAUCAUCACCCCCAUCGUCACCCACUGAAGCUGAAAGUACGAGUCCAGUUAAACGGUGGCUUGCAAGGCAUGAAGCAAUGCAAGGUGAAAAGACACCAUUAAAAAUCAACAAUUCAGUUUCGAGAAAAAGACUGUUCGAAGAUGGUUUGAGUGUUGAAGAUACGGACAAAAAACGUGUUAAAGUGGCUAACAAACAACAGCAACCAGCAAAUCAUACAGAACAAAAUGACAAAAUGAUUUCUGCCCUUGCACUCAUCGAACUUGCAGAAGGGGGAUUUCAAGCAUCUGCCUAAAUAUUUUUACUGCCAUAAAACCAUUCAGAGAUCUUUUUUUAUAGUGCUAAAUUUAAAAAUGGAUGUGUAAAAGCUUUGAGGUUGACCAUAGUAAUUGUUAAGAAUGUGUUUCAUAUCUUAAUUAUGCUCUUUCAACAUUAAGAACAAAUGAAAUUAUCAAACAAGGAAGAAUUCAACGAAAAUAGUUUUACUCAAAAGUUUUACAAUUUCAGUGUUCUGUAGUUUGAAUAGAAAGCUGUUGUAAUGAAACUUGAAUUACAGAUUUACAUCGAAAGAAAUUAGCCAUUUGUUAAAAAAGAAACCUCUAAAAUGCUUGCCAUCAUAAUUAAUAUGUCAAAAAAGUCUUGUUUUUGCUCACUGAAUGGUUAAUAUUUGUAUUUGUUUUUAUUUUUCAAGUUUAUAUUAAGCUUAUAUUUCCCUAAUUUAGAGGUAUAUAUUCUACUGCUGAUGUGUUCAAUUCAAACUAAUAUUAUUAUAUGUAUUUAUGUAUACAAGCUGCCGUCCAUCCAGCAUAUUCCAUACUUAGUAAUUAUUUAUUAAUUUUUUAAAAACAUAAUAUUUAUAAUUCAUAACUAAUUAUUGUUUUGUAUGGUUGUAUACAAAUCAUUGUUAUUUCAUCAUCAUGGGUAUAAUUCCAAUUUGAAUAUUUGAUAAAAAUGCGAAAAAGUGUUACUGACAUAAAUUUCGUCUAUGUGUUCACAGAAUAUUUUAUUACUGCUCUAAAAUAUGGUGCAAUUGAUGUUUUAUUUUUCGUGUGUAAGUUUCAUAAUAUUAAUAAAAUGUAUUUCAAUACAUACUUUUA
This is a messenger RNA of Patella vulgata (common limpet), 1648 nucleotides long. RefSeq names its product zinc finger protein 367. Gene Ontology annotation, cellular component: nucleus. The coding region runs from base 97 to 846 and encodes 249 amino acids. The transcript has 4 exons. Lineage: Eukaryota; Metazoa; Mollusca; Gastropoda; Patellidae. The record is from RefSeq and is a predicted model, not a curated record. Gene Ontology annotation, biological process: regulation of transcription by RNA polymerase II; central nervous system development. Gene Ontology annotation, molecular function: DNA-binding transcription factor activity, RNA polymerase II-specific; RNA polymerase II cis-regulatory region sequence-specific DNA binding.